Messenger RNA from Agrilus planipennis (emerald ash borer), 1347 nucleotides. Its product is annotated as flotillin-1. The record is from RefSeq and is a predicted model, not a curated record. NCBI's taxonomy places the organism in Eukaryota, Metazoa, Arthropoda, Insecta, Coleoptera, Buprestidae. Gene Ontology annotation, biological process: regulation of receptor internalization; protein kinase C signaling; positive regulation of endocytosis. Gene Ontology annotation, cellular component: plasma membrane. The transcript is spliced from 4 exons. The coding region runs from base 159 to 938 and encodes 259 amino acids.
AAUAUCAGUGCAUGCAUAUGUUAAACUAUAUAGAAAAGAAAUUUUUGAGAUCAUGAAAAAAAUAACAGAUAAAUGCUUAUCAAUGCUAGAAACUGCACAGAACCGUACACCUUAAUUUUCAACGGUAACAUUUCUAGGGUUAUCUGAAAAGCUUGGGCAUGGCCAGAACCGCUGAAGUGAAGAGAGAUGCUCGCAUCGGUGAAGCGGAAGCCAGAGCGGAAGCGACCAUCAAGGAGGCCAUUGCCGAAGAACAAAGAGUUGCUUCCGUUUUCCUGAAUGACACCGAGAUCGCCAAAGCCAGGCGUGAUUUCGAAUUAAAAAAAGCUGCAUACGAUGUCGAAGUUCAAACAAAGAGUGCAGAAGCCGAGCUUGCAUACGAAUUACAAGCAGCUAAAACGCGACAGCGUAUAAAAGAAGAACAAAUGCAGAUUCAAGUGGUUGAAAGAACUCAAGAGAUUGCUGUCCAAGAACAAGAAAUUGCCAGACGAGAACAAGAAUUGGAAGCAACUGUAAGAAGACCCGCAGAAGCAGAAAAAUAUCGUUUAGAAAGAUUGGCUCAGGCAAAUCAUAACAGGGUUGUACUGGAGGCCGAAGCCGAAUCCGAAGCGUUGAGAAUUAAGGGCGAAGCUGAAGCUUACGCAAUUCAAGCCAAAGCGGUAGCUGAGGCCGAACAAAUGGCCAAAAAGGCGGAAGCUUGGAAAGAAUACAAAGACGCUGCAAUGAUCGAUAUGUUCUUGAAUGUUUUACCACAGAUUGCUGCAGAAGUUGCUGCCCCAUUGUCUCAAGCGAAAAAAAUAACCAUGGUAUCAACAGGUAGCGGAGAAGUUGGUGCUGCCAAACUGACCGAAGAUGUUCUCAGUAUAGUUACCAAAGUCCCAGGACUCGUCAAGUCGAUGACAGGAGUAGACGUAAUGAAGUCAGUACAUGCGGCUGCUUAAGCAAGGGCUCCACCCAUAGAUGAAGCCAAAUCAUGCACAUGUCUGUAAUCUUUUAUGUAUGUGGGAAAAAAGCACAAAAAAGUCAUUACCUCUCUAUAAGAACGAGUAGUUUUGACAUUCCAAUAUUAGUUUUUUUAUUUUAAAAUACGCGUAUCGUCAAAGAAUGUGGUAUGUUAUGUAUACAGGGCAUGUGCAAAAAGUAGCUUUGCACGUCCUACGCCAAAAUAGAUGUAAUGUUAUUAUGUAUUUGUGGUUCGUAUAAAAUUAUAUUUGUAACUUUUAAUAGAUAUAAUUAAUUACUUGUUCUUUUAUCGGUAUUAUUAUUAUAUCAUUUUUAAAUUUGAUUUACUCAACAUUUUUAAAAUUAACAAUACAAUGUAAAUUUGUAUCAAUAAAUAAGCAGUAUUUA